AUGUCGUCUUUAAGAUUACCGAAUAUACCUUCCCUGCGGAAACAACAAUUGUUGUUGGAAUUUCGGAGUUUAAACCAUGCACCGCCUGAUGGAGUCUACGUGAGCAUCGCCAAUCCGACAGAUCCCACUUACUGGUCUGGAGUUAUAUUUAUUCGGAAAGGUCCCUAUGCCUCGGCGAUUCUCCGUUUCAAUAUCAAAUUUCCUCCCACCUAUCCCGAGUUACCACCACUCAUCACAUUCACGACUGACAUAUUCCAUCCACUAAUCGUCCCUUUGACAACAUAUACAUUCACGACAGGCUCGUCAAAUGAAGCGCCCGUCAGCGCGACCGAUGAGGAGCGACUGUCUCCCGGGGCGUUCAGCUUACGACAUGGCUUUCCUCAUUGGUUUGGCCGAGCUCAGCGAACUGCAGCCAAUUCAAGGACCGGAUCUCGAAAUGUAAGCGGAGGGAGCAUACCACCUACCGUCACGGAUCAAGAGGUAGCUGAGCAAAAUGAUCUCGACGCCGGGAGCAGCUCUCCUGCACCGGGAAACUCGAUCAAAGUGGGAGAAGCUGAUCCCACCGGCGAAGAAACGACCUCGAAACAAGAAAACAAUCCGCGCAUCUCGAAAGUGCCUACAACUAGUCCCUAUGAGAAUAGAGACAACACGGUUCAUGUGGUGACACUGCUGGACUAUAUCCGCUCAACGUUCGACGACGAGACUGUGCUCGAUUCCCUCCCGCUUGAUGCUGCCGGGAAUCCGGGCGCGUGGCAUGCUUGGAAAGCACAUCGCCGAACCUAUGGCACCACUGGCCCCGGAACACCUAAUAAAAGAGGAAUGUCUCAAGCCCGUCUACCCGGCGAAUGGAACUGGGAAGGCGUGUGGGCAAAGAGAGUUCAGAGUGGGAUACAAGCAAGUCAAUCUGACGCUGCGUUGUUUGCCAGUACUCCUCGAAUGGAAAUGGAGUCUAUACGAUUUUUGAAUCUAGAUUCUUCGGUGUUGGAUAACGUCAAAGAAAAGAUGCUCACGGGAUUGAAAGAGAAAGGUAGCGAGUAA
Molecule: messenger RNA, 1038 nt
Organism: Talaromyces marneffei
Lineage: Eukaryota; Fungi; Ascomycota; Eurotiomycetes; Eurotiales; Trichocomaceae
Exons: 4
Coding region: 1-1038 (345 amino acids)
Source: RefSeq, a predicted model, not a curated record